Molecule: messenger RNA, 4579 nt
Organism: Pararge aegeria (speckled wood butterfly)
Lineage: Eukaryota; Metazoa; Arthropoda; Insecta; Lepidoptera; Nymphalidae
Exons: 13
Coding region: 134-4183 (1349 amino acids)
Biological process (GO): monocarboxylic acid transport; transmembrane transport
Molecular function (GO): monocarboxylic acid transmembrane transporter activity
Source: RefSeq, a predicted model, not a curated record
CAAAGAGGCGGUAUUAUCGCUAAGAAGCGAUCACUGUCAGGCAACAGGAGUUCGGAAAAAACGAGGAGAAUAAACUGCAGCUGGUACAAAAUUUUAAAAUAUUAUCAAAAAAUAAAUAUAAACUAUUAGGGACAUGUCCGCCUAUGAAAAUCAAAGGCCUUUUAUAAAAAAUUUCAAUCCCCAUACCGCGGAUUUCGAAGCUAAAAGUGAAAGUUUUAAAGGCUACCCUGUAAAAAAGACUAUGGGCAAAACAAUUGACACUAAGGAGAAAAAGGAUGAAGAUUUCAUCCCCCCAGAUGGGGGAUGGGGUUGGAUGAUUGUCAUCGCCGCUGGAUUUUCAAACUUAUCAACGCUCCCAAUGCUACAACAAUUCGGCCUAUUGUUCCGGGACAAGUUUUCAAGGCUCGGGAUCAGCAGUUCGGAGACCACCACUAUCAUCAAUAUGAACUCCGCCCUGACCUCUUGCGUCGGUUUAGCUAAUGGACCAGUAUUCAAGACAUUCAGCUAUCGCCAAGUUUCGCUGACUGGAACAAUCGUCGUAUUUAUUUCUUUAUUAUGUACAACGUUUUCCUAUAAUUUUGCGACAUAUCUGAUAUCAUUCUCAAUUUUGUAUGGUGCUGGAUAUGGUAUAAGUAGUUCCGCCAAUGCUCUAGCACUAAACACAUAUUGGAAAAAUAGAAGAAGACUAGCAACUGGUCUAUCAUGGACAACGACAGGUCUUGGGCCCAUAAUAUGGCCGCAAAUAAUAACUGCACUGUUUACCAUUUUUGGCGAAACCGGUGCCAUGCUCAUUAUAAGUGGUUUUGCAUUACAUGCUAUUGCUUGUGCACUUUUGCUACAACCAGUGGAAUGGCAUACUAAGUCCUCAAGUCCAAAGGAGCAAGAUGAAGAAAAAUUGUUAACACCAGAUAAGACAGCAUCUAGUCCGCUAAACGAUAAGAAAAAUCAAGACAGCGGUUACUUUAGUCAAGUAUCGAAAUUUAAAAAUCUUAGUGUGUUCUCAAGUCAAUAUCUCUAUAAUGAAGACGAUCCUGUGACUCCAGGCUAUGAAAUAACAGACCCAGGAAUACCUAUGAUGGUGAGAGCUAAUGAUGGAUACUUCAGUCAGUCGAGACAAUCCAGAAGUAGACUAUCAUCAAGGGAUGGUUCUGCGAAAACGUCUCGUCUUAAUUCUAAAAAGCCUUCAAUGUCAAAUUUAUUGGAAAAUCGAUCACGAAAAUCUUCGACAUUGUACCUUAAUGAAUCUAAGAAAAACUCUUCAGCUAACUUGGGUGCGCUUGGUCAGGAACGUGAUACAAAACAGACAAGUAAACCGAAACGUAAAACAUCAAUAACACUUGAUACCCAGAUCCCGGAGUCAGAAAUAGAAGAUUGCCCAACUCUUAAAGCUCCACAAGACUUAAAAGCAGAGGAAAAGGCUGCUGUAGAAACAAUUGAUCCCCUAAAAGCUAAAUACAUUGCAGAUAGAGCUGAAAAACAUUUAGCGGGAACGAAAAGUAUCAAAUCUUUUAAGAUGGAUGGACAAUACAGUGAAAAAUACAAUAAAGAUAAUCACAGUAAUAUCUCUUUCAAAGAUGAUAUAGAUGAAAGGAAAUACUUAAAAGAUAAUCAUAGUAAUCAGUCAAAUCGUACGACAAGACAAAGACGAAAGUCAAAUAAUUUCAAUUACGAAAGUGAAGUUCUUAAACAAGCUUCCCUUAAAUUAGAAGAAUAUUUAAAAGAAAGUGAAGAUAAAGUUGACAAAUUCAAACUUUUGGUAAAUAGUCCAUUAGAUGAUAAUGUAUUUGACGAUAGAAAAGAAGAAUGUCAGGAAGAAGAAAAAGAGAAGGAAUUGACUUUUUGUGAAAAAUUUGCGAUGUUUUUUGAUUUAGAUCUUUUGAAAGAUUUUACAUUUAUUAACCUAAUGUUAGGUAUUACUUUAGCAAAUUUUAACGAAUUGAAUUUUUCCAUUUUGACGCCGUUUAUCCUUGGUGACUAUGGAUUGUCAAAGCCACAAGUAGCAUUGUUUAUGUCCCUUCUAGCUGGAGUAGAUAUUUGUGUUAGAUUUUGCAUACCAUUCGUCGCCGGCAAGAUUGGAUGGGACAAUAAUUCAUUUUUUCUAUUUGGAGUCUUAUCUAUGGCCAUGGGAAGAGUUGUUUUAGCCUAUUGGCAGGAUUAUAGUGUAGUUCUCAUGGUAGCAGUUAUUAUCGGCUUUGGGAAAGGACUGCGAACAGUAUUCAUGGCACUUGUAAUUCCAACACAUGUGCCACUACACAAACUACCAGGGGCUUCUGGUAUACAGUUAUUAACUGCUGGAAUUCUUUACUUAGCCUUAGGGCCUAUAGUGGGAUGGAUUAAAGACAGUGCAUCUACCGCCGUGACGUUGCACUGUCUUAAUAUAUUCACGUGGCUCACAGCGAUAUCAUGGGGUCUAGAAAAAUAUUUUACAUCGAGAAGACAGAAAGGCAAAAUUGAAAGUGAAAUAAUCAGCGCUGACAAUGCUGUGAAAAAUAAUAAAGUCCUUGUGGAUAUUUCGUGUUUUUCGAGAAAUGCGACUAUUUCGCAUCCGCAUACACUUGUCACGAUGCCUGGUGCAAUGAAUAAAGUACCACCCGAUGGAGGGUAUGGAUGGGUCAUCACUUUCGCCUACGCGUUGAAUAAUGUUGUGGUACUCCCUCUUAUUUCUGGCUUCGGGCUAGUUUUCCAAGAAGCCUUCGAUGAGACAGGUCUCACUGCAACACAAGGGACUCUUGUAAUUAUAUUAAACCAUGGGCUUGGUAUGCUUCUAUCGUUCUUCGGUGGACCUGUGCUCCGGCGGUUUGGCUACCGAAAAGUGGCGGUAGCCGGCGCUCUAUUAAUCACAUCCGGCCUAAUUCUAACUGCAUUCUCGUCUAAUUUCUGGUUAUUUAUAAUUUCCUACAGUAUUAUUAAUUCUAUGGGAGUAGCAGCAGUAAUGGCAGCAUUUUCUUUAGCAAUAAAUUCAUUCUUCAAAGAGAAAAGAGGACGAGCCAUAGGUGUUGGCAUGUCCAUUACAGGACUUGGAGCCAUAUACAUGCCCCUAGUAAUGAGUGUACUUAUUUAUGCAUACGGCUGGAGAUACGCUGUCUUAAUAUUAGCUGCUAUCUGUCUGCAUUCACUUUUGGCAGCUUGUUUACUUAGACCCGCCAAAUGGUACUUAAAGGAUCCAGUAGUUUCUGAAGAAGAAGUUCCCUUAAACAACGCUGGUAUUGAGCUUGUUAAUGGUAGCGUUACAACAUCAUCAAAGCACACAGAUGCCACAUCAAAUGGUAAAUUGGAGGAAUCAAUUGAAAAUGGAAUACCAUCACCCAAAAGUGUUUCCAUGAAAUCUUUAACAAUUGCAAAUGGUCUACAAUCGAGAAAUGCGAUCUCACAUCCUGAUAUCAGAAAGAACACAUCUGACCUUCCUCUUGCUGAAUCAAAAUAUAAAUGGUGGGAAUCACAAGAAAUCAAUUUGGGUAGCUCGAUUAACAUAUUCAAUGAAAAAGAUGUAACCAAUAGAAAAGAAAAAGUUGAAGAUAAAAUUGAAUUAGACGGAAAAUCAAAAAGCUUAUUCCAGAGAUUUGUAGAUUUUUUUGAUCUUACGCUGCUGAGGGAUCCUAUAUUUGUAAAUAUUUUGAUUGGGCUAUCAAUAGCGUCCUGUGUGGAGACAAACUUCUCUCUUCUGUUGCCAAUAAUACUAAAGGACAUGUUGCAAUUUGAAACGGCGGACAUUGCAAAGAUCAUGGCUGUUAUUGGUUUUUCUGAUACUCUUUUCCGAUUCAUUGCCCCAUUCAUCGGCGAAUGGUGUCAUAAACCACCUCGAGUCAUGUACCUGGUGAGCUUGAUAAUAAUCAUCUUUAUAAGAACAAUGAUGAUAUUUACGACAACAUUCAGUGGGAUGCUAUUUGUUGCACUAGGGAUGGGUGUCACUAAGGGCGUGAGGACAGUCUACAUGAACAUCAUCAUACCAAGCUACGUGCCCUUGGAACGGUUGCCUUUCGCGUCUGGUAUUCAGAUGUUCCUUAAUGGAAUCAUAAUUAUCACUAUUGGAUCCCUUUUAGGUCGCAUACGAGACUAUUCUGGAUCCUACAAGAUACCCAUAACAGUUCUCAACGUGGUUACUAUGCUAACUGUUAUUUUCUGGAGCGCAGAGUUCCUUUACUUUAGGAUAAAGAACAAAAAUAACAUACAAACAUCUGAGUGAACAAUUUAUUUAUAAAACUACGUUUAUAUUUAUAAAGAGUUUUUUUGGGACAACGACUGCAGUUCUUUGUAUCAGAAGUUCCGGCAAAGGAAAUAACUUUUUUUUUAAUCAUACUUAUUAUGUUUUCAUUCACGCUUGACUUUGGCCAAAUCUUAUCAUUAUAUGUCUCUUCCUGUAAAAUUUGUGUUUUGUGGGUAAAGUCGGAGAUAACGUCUCGAUUUUCUGGUCAAAGUUCGGAACAGCCCGAAGCGAGUCUACGAGCGUCUAUUAUAGUCAAAUUUUUUGACUACGUAGAUCACUUUGGUAUAUACUGUGUAGCCAUUUGAUAAAAUAUCCAGUCAUUAACAAAAAACCUUUUUUUGUUAAACAAAUAGUUCUAGCUAGGAUGAACAAAUU